CCUUCGUACUUCUUAUCCCCAAAUUGAAGAACACAGGCUCUUCUUCUUAUUCUUCAAUGGCGAAUUUCCAUCUCCCUUCUUCUUCAUUUUUCUUCUUCUUCGUUCUUUUUGUCUUCCCUCUAGUUUUCUCUCGAUCGCUGGAAACUCAAGAAACAUACAUCGUUCAUGUCUCUAAAUCGGAGAAGCCUUCUUUAUUCUCCUCUCAUCAUCACUGGCACUCUUCCAUUCUUGAAUCACUCUCUCCUUCACCUCAUCCGACCAAGCUUCUUUACAACUACGAGCGUGCCGCUAAUGGAUUCUCCGCACGAAUCACGACUGCUCAGGCCGAGGAGCUGCGUCGUGUUCCCGGUAUUAUUUCGGUGAUUCCUGAUCGGAUCCGUCAGCUUCAUACCACUCGGACGCCUCAUUUCUUGGGCUUGGCGGAUAACCUAGGGCUAUGGGCUGACACGAAUUAUGCUGAUGAUGUGAUUAUUGGUGUUCUUGAUACUGGAAUUUGGCCGGAGAGGCCGAGUUUCUCUGAUGAAGGUUUAGCUCCGGUUCCGGCAAGAUGGAAAGGUACCUGCGAUACUGGGGAGGGAUCUUCGGCUUUGGCUUGUAAUCGGAAGAUUAUUGGUGCAAGAGCGUUUUUUUUUGGAUAUGAGUCUAAUUUAAGGGGAUCGCUGAAAGGUUCUUCGGAUUUCAAAUCUGCUAGAGAUACGGACGGCCAUGGAACUCAUACGGCUUCAACGGCUGCAGGUUCGUUCGUUAAGAAUGCUAGUUUUUUCCAGUACGCUCGUGGUGAAGCCAGAGGUAUGGCGAGUAGAGCUCGUAUCGCUGCCUACAAGAUCUGCUGGGAAUUUGGCUGUUACGACUCUGAUAUACUUGCCGCUAUGGAUCAGGCGAUUUCCGAUGGCGUCGAUGUCAUCUCUCUCUCAGUCGGAUCCUCCGGCCGUGCCCCUGCGUAUUAUCGAGACUCCAUUGCAAUCGGGGCGUUUGGUGCAAUGCAGCACGGCAUCGUUGUUUCUUGCUCCGCCGGUAACUCCGGUCCUGGUCCUUACACGGCUGUGAACAUCGCUCCUUGGAUCGUCACCGUUGGUGCCUCCACUAUCGAUAGAGAGUUUCUUGCUGAUGUCAUUCUUGGAGACAAUAGGGUUUUUAGCGGCGUGUCGCUUUACUCCGGUGAUCCUCUUGGCGAUUCCAAGCUUCCGUUGGUCUAUGGUGGAGAUUGCGGUAGCAGGUAUUGUUAUUCUGGAUCCCUCGAUUCGUCGAAAGUCGCUGGAAGAAUUGUCGUGUGCGAUCGAGGAGGCAACGCCAGAGUCGCCAAAGGAGGCGCAGUGAAAUCCGCCGGCGGUCUUGGUAUGGUACUAGCGAACACGGAAGAAAACGGUGAAGAGCUCUUAGCAGACUCCCAUCUUAUUCCAGGAACAAUGGUCGGUGAAAUCGCCGGCAACAAGCUUCGAGACUACAUUCAUACGGAUCCGAAUCCAACUGCUACAAUUGUGUUUCGCGGAACUGUCAUCGGCGAUUCACCGCCAGCUCCUAAAGUCGCUUCCUUCUCCAGCCGGGGUCCGAACUACAGGACGGCGGAGAUUCUAAAACCAGACGUUAUAGCUCCGGGAGUUAACAUUUUGGCCGGCUGGAGCGGCUACAGCAGUCCGACCGGUCUAAACAUCGAUCCUCGAAGAGUUGAGUUCAAUAUCAUCUCCGGAACUUCAAUGUCUUGCCCUCAUGUCAGUGGCGUCGCCGCCUUACUCCGAAAGGCUUUUCCGACGUGGUCACCGGCUGCAAUCAAAUCUGCUCUGAUCACCACUUCUUAUUCUUUGGACAGUUCCGGCAGCCCAAUCAAAGAUCUCGCCACAAGCGAAGAAUCAAAUCCAUUCGUCCAUGGCGCCGGCCAUAUCGAUCCCAACCAAGCUCUGAAUCCAGGCCUGAUUUAUGAUCUCACUCCUCAAGAUUACGUUUCAUUUCUCUGCUCAAUUGGUUACGAUUCUAAACAAAUAGCCGUUUUCGUGAAGGGUUCUUCAUACUCCCAACUUUGUGAACACAAGCUGAGCAACCCCGGCAACCUGAAUUACCCAUCAUUCUCCGUCGUGUUCGACGACGGCGAGGUGGUGAAAUACACGAGAACAGUGACCAAUGUAGGAGAUGAAACUGAAGUUGUUUAUGGAGUGAAAGUAGAAGCUCCACAAGGCGUUGAAAUCAGUGUUGUUCCAAACAAGCUGGAGUUCAAUAAAGAGAAGACAACACUGUCUUAUGAGAUCACAUUCACCAAAAUCAAUGGAUUCAAGGAAUCAGCAAGCUUUGGAUCAAUUCAAUGGAGUGAUGGAAUCCACAAUGUUAGGAGUCCAAUCGCCGUGUCCUUUAAGACUGGAUCCAUAGCUUCGAUGUAAGUUGGGUAUUUAUUGUUUUUUGAGAUUUGUAUUAGGAUAUUUAAUAGUGCAAUACUUUGGUGGUUUCCGCCAUUGUUGGUGGCUACCAAAGCUCCUCUUUCUGUACAGUACAAUUUGGAGGAGAUUGCACUGUUCAUUUAGAAUACUCCUCCAAUGGAAUAAUAAUACUAAACUCUAUAAUAAUAUUCCUUAA
Messenger RNA from Cucumis melo (muskmelon), 2562 nucleotides. RefSeq names its product subtilisin-like protease SBT1.4. NCBI's taxonomy places the organism in Eukaryota, Viridiplantae, Streptophyta, Magnoliopsida, Cucurbitales, Cucurbitaceae. Gene Ontology annotation, biological process: proteolysis. The record is from RefSeq and is a predicted model, not a curated record. Gene Ontology annotation, molecular function: serine-type endopeptidase activity.